AUGCUCUUCGUUGCACUCUUGCGCCUGGCAUUCGUCGCCAUUGUGGGCUGCAUGGACCCCGGCGCCGGCCCUUCGUCCCAGGAAGAGUGGCUCAUACUGAGCGGCGAAGGCUGCAAGACCAAAAUUUAUUCAGACCUUGAAGACGCCGCGCGCCAGGUCGUUUUCCGCUGCGACUACAUGUCGUGCAGCCAGCAGAAGAUCUUUGGGUUUCUGGGCGACACGGCGAAGCAGCUUUUUCGAAACGAAGUCGAGAACAUGCUGAACUCCGAUGGGGAAUCGUAUCGAGCACAGAACGAGCACGAGCACGAGCACGAGCACACUUGGGAAAAUUUCGACUGGGACGAUGGCCCCAGCCGAGGCUUCGGACUCGUCCUCAGGUGCUGUGUGAAAGCGCACAGCAGAGCCUCGAUGGCACCCAGCACCAGCACAGGAGUCGGCGAGCCACUGUACGCCAUCACAAUCGGACAAAAUACGCUUUUGGGUCUCGCCUUUGACGACCUGCUUGCACAUGCUUUGAGCGUAUUGGACACCAACCAAAUUGCCGAAAUCGAGUGUCCAAAGAACGAUGCUGGAGCAGUGUCCGAAGCGUUUUCCAAUAAAAGGCUCUGGCGCUUCGAACUGAGGGGCGACUCCGCCCUGCACAUCAUGUCCAGUGGCCCGAGCUAUAAGAUCUUGGUGACAGGUGGAAGUUACAAGCCGCUUGAGUCUUGGCAGGAUCUGCUGGAAGCGAUCGACGAAAGCGUCCAAGAGCAUGGGUUGGCCAUUAAGCUACACGUCAUCUGCCUGCGAGGAGAUAAUGCAAGAGUGACCGCCUACUUCAUCAACAAUGGCUGGCACGUAAGGCCAAUCAUUAACAAACAAAAGACGCAGGCCCUCACCCUCUCCAUACCAAACCCGCACGAGGAUCAGCAGCUAGUCAAGAGGCGGGACCCAGAUUACAACUGCAAGGCCGAAAACGGCGAGCCACCGCUCAGAACCUCUAAGAUGCCCGAAGUCUUGGUCUGGACCCUUAAGCUAUACGAAUUCGACGUGAUGGAAGGCAACGUGGAUUGCCAUAAGGGAAACGCAAACACUUUGGCUGAACGAAUACAGGAUCAGGGAUUAUGGAACACCAAAGAAGUGAACGAUUACGAGAUCCAUCUCAAAAGACAGCAAAAAUUGCCCCAUUACCUCGUCUCAAGCGGCACAAAGAUGUUGCAUCAGGGCAGCUGUUACGAUGAUGUCGUAGACUUCUUGGAAGGGAGGAUCCACGAAGCCGUCGGACUUCUACAUCUCUACGUCUUUUGUCCCCCUGGACAGCAGGAGACGCUGCGAUCGGCGAUCCAGAAAGCCGUGGAGCAGAGUCGCCUCAAAAUCACUAUCGAAGUAAUGGGCGCUGCAUCGCGCUCCAGACACGACCACGAAGCAGGCACCAGCCAAUCAAUCGAGCAAGACGAGCCAAUCGACAAGGACUGGCUUCGACUGGGCCCGCCCUAA
This is a messenger RNA of Acaromyces ingoldii, 1476 nucleotides long. RefSeq lists its product as hypothetical. The coding region runs from base 1 to 1476 and encodes 491 amino acids. The record is from RefSeq and is a predicted model, not a curated record. The transcript has 2 exons. NCBI's taxonomy places the organism in Eukaryota, Fungi, Basidiomycota, Exobasidiomycetes, Exobasidiales, Cryptobasidiaceae.